Molecule: messenger RNA, 2258 nt
Organism: Penicilliopsis zonata CBS 506.65
Lineage: Eukaryota; Fungi; Ascomycota; Eurotiomycetes; Eurotiales; Aspergillaceae
Exons: 8
Coding region: 298-1971 (557 amino acids)
Biological process (GO): protein phosphorylation
Cellular component (GO): nucleus
Molecular function (GO): ATP binding; cyclin-dependent protein serine/threonine kinase activity
Source: RefSeq, a predicted model, not a curated record
GUCUUUAUAUGUGUUCUGAUUAAGUGGUCUUUGGGUUUAAAGAGAGUAUUAAAAUAUCUUAAGACUCAGGCAGUUACACCCUAGUUCACUAUGUUUACACAUUAAGACUAAUUAAUCUACCGACACUGAAGGUUGUAUUUUUAUCAGGCCACUCUACAUAAAGCUUACCUACCCCCCUCCCGAUCUUAUUACAGAGAGUCCCGUCACUUCUCAGGAAAGUUGACCAGCUUUUUCCACAAUCUGCAGUACUUACUGGAGGCGUUGUUCUCCCUGUGAACCAUUAAAUCGGCAUCUAAAAUGUCGCUAGAAAGAGCUAGCAAUGGUCAUAGUCGAUUCCAUGGCUGUUGUAGUAUACGUGAAUUUGAAUUUCUUGGGAAACUAGGUGAAGGGACUUUUGGUGAAGUCUAUAGGGCAAAGGCAAAGAAAGAUAACUCUAUUGUCGCUCUCAAGAAGAUUCUCAUGCACAAUGAAAAGGAUGGGUUUCCAAUAACAGCACUGCGUGAAAUCAAAUUAUUAAAGUUACUUUCACACCCAAACAUCUUACAAUUGAAGGAGAUGGCAGUUGAGCGGGGUAAAGGCGAAGGCCGCAAAAAGCCGACGAUGUACAUGGUUUUUCCUUAUAUGGAACAUGACCUCUCUGGACUACUGGAAAACCCCAUUGUACAUCUGACGGAACCUCAGAUUAAAUGUUACAUGCUCCAACUGCUCGAAGGACUCCGAUAUUUGCAUGGGAAUUGUAUCUUGCAUCGGGAUAUGAAAGCUGCAAAUCUUCUCAUAAACAACCAAGGAAUCCUUCAGAUUGCAGAUUUCGGGCUGGCCCGUCCUUACGAUGAACCACCUCCUCAACGAGGAAAAGGUGGCGGGGAGGCGAAAAGAGACUAUACAACACUUGUUGUAACACGAUGGUACCGGCCUCCAGAGCUUCUUCUUCAACUAAGGAGGUAUACCACAGCUAUUGAUAUGUGGGGUGUUGGGUGUGUUUUCGGCGAGAUGUUUAAGGGGAAACCGAUUCUUGCCGGAAAUAGCGAUCUCAACCAGGCGCAAUUGAUUUUCAAUCUUGUUGGGACACCAACAGAAGAGAACAUGCCUGGAUGGACCUCGUUGCCAGGGUGUGAAGGCGUGAAAAACUUCGGGCAAAAGCCCGGAAAUCUUUCGGGGGUUUUCAAUGAAUUAAAUUCUACAGCCGUAUCUCUUCUUGGUGAGCUUCUUAGGCUGGACUGGCGCAAACGAAUCAAUGCGAUGGAUGCUCUGAGGCAUCCUUACUUUUCAACCCCGCCACUUCCUGCUAGGCCGGGUGAAUUACCUCGCUUCGACGACUCACACGAACUCGACAGAAAAAGGUUUCGUGGUCAAAGAGCGGCCAUGCCUCCGGCUCCAGCAGGUGGCUCGGUUGGAAUUGCUAACGGGGAGUGGUCAACCAAUUCAGGAGCAACAGCGUUGGCGGACUAUAGGCAAAGUCGUAUUCCAGGAGCUGCAAGAACGGCAUCAUCCCUUGGCCAUGCUAUUCGAGAAAUCAGUUCACGUCAGGGCUCUGAGAACCGCUUUUCAAAUGAAGCACACCUAGUACGAGAAAGGCAAGAAUUGGAAGAGCGCAACGAAUCCUUGAAAAGCCGACAUAGAGAAAGCGGUCUGCCGCCUAAACCUCCACCACCCAUUCAUCAGCCAUGGGGUCUAGGUAGUUCUGGGAGACUUGACUAUGAUGAGCGACAUGAACGGUCUAGUCAAACCCGCCUCGAUAAUCGAUGGGAGGGAAAUAUAGAUUCUUAUGUCCCGAAGUAUAAUAGUAUGGGCGAUCACUCACGAGACAAAGAGGACGAACAAUCGCACUUGAGGAUGAGUCGUUAUGAGCGCAAGGCUGAGAACCCGCGUCAAAUGGCAGGAAGGGAUUAUCACCGCGACCAUGCGUCCAGAAGACGAAGUCGAAGUCCACAUCAUCAGGAAGGAAACCGUACAGCUGCAUAUCGUCGGUAGUGGCAGACCAACUCUCAGAACCUGGCUUUCUGUUACCUUCAUGAAGCCAUAAACUACGUGAUAAAUGAUUUAUAAUCCAACCAUAUUUUAGGGAUAACAAGUAGGAUCAGUUUUGAGAUGUUGGAAUUUGGAUUGGUCUAAAUCAAAUUCAUCAACUACAAAGGCUAUAAUAAUAAGUGCACCAGACCAAAUAAACGUUCUUCUCCAUGAAUUUGCCUGCUGUGGAUUUGCAGGGCAACAAGAGACAGCAUAUGUCUACUAUACAUAGAAUUGAAUUUGAACUAAGA